Melopsittacus undulatus (budgerigar) is the source of this 1092-nucleotide messenger RNA. It is a transcript of the gene VSIG1, whose product is annotated as V-set and immunoglobulin domain containing 1. The coding region runs from base 1 to 1092 and encodes 363 amino acids. The record is from RefSeq and is a predicted model, not a curated record. The transcript has 8 exons. Lineage: Eukaryota; Metazoa; Chordata; Aves; Psittaciformes; Psittaculidae. Gene Ontology annotation, cellular component: plasma membrane; basolateral plasma membrane. Gene Ontology annotation, biological process: epithelial cell morphogenesis; maintenance of gastrointestinal epithelium.
AUGCUGAAGGUAUUUCCAAUUCUGGCCAUCCUUACUGGUCACGUCAGCGGUGUUGUGGUGACCGUCCCUCAGAAGAUAGUGAACGUCACUACAGGUGGCAAUGCAACUCUCCUCUGUACAUACACGAGUUCUGGAUCGCUGGGAAACUUCUUUAUCCAGUGGAGCUUUUACAGUGCCAAAGAGACCCAACUGCACACCCGUUCCCCGUGUCAUGGUAUUCUGAGUAUGGAUGAAAAGUCAGUCAGUCAUUGUCAAAAGAUGGUGCAUGUGACAGAUGCACGGGGAAGAUGUAGCUGGAGAUACAAGAUCUAUUAUUAUUCAGAAGGCCAGUCUUACUCCUACGGAGAGUUUAAGAACAGGAUAACACCUGCAACAGGUCCAGGGAAUGCAUCAAUAACAAUCUCCAACAUGCAGCCCUCAGACACUGGUUCCUACACCUGUGAAGUUUUCAGCCCACAGGGUGAUGCUGGACAGAGUCAAAAAUCCGUGAUUGUCAAUGUGCUGGUCAAACCAUCAACACCUUUCUGCAAAAUAGAAGGAACCCCUGAAAAAGGGCAUCUAGUCUACCUCUUAUGCAGAUGUGAGGAAGGACUGCCUCACCCUACCUACCGCUGGUACAGAGUAGCUGACAAUACCCUCAAGCCUGUGACUGAACAACUCAAUCCAAACACUGGCAUUCUUUACAUUGGCAAUCUCACCACCUUUGAAACUGGGUAUUACCGGUGCGUAGCCAGUAACAUCCUGGGGAACAGUACCUGUGAGCUUGACCUAACUACGAACUAUUCAGACGGUGGCAUUGUUGCUGGGGCAUUAAUUGGAGCAGUUCUUGCAGCUGCUAUCAUUUGCAUUAUCGUUUGGGUCUUAAGCAAGAAGGCAAAAAAGACUAAGAAGAGGUCAAGUAACGAGAUGCAAGAAAUGGCUCAGAAACAAUCCAAUGCAGAGUAUGUUCAGGUACCUAAUGAAGAAAACAUUCCUGCAACCACAGUUCCAACAAGCAAUGCAACAAAUGAAUACCCUAGUGUUGAUGAAACAGUCUCUGGAACACCUCAGAAUGAUGAGAAGCAAGAAGCAGGAAAAGAAGAAACAGCCUAG